ACUAAUAAAUAUAAAUCGUCCAACUGCAGAAGCUCACAAAUAAUUCCACCCAACCCAAUAAAUACAUACAAUUGACCAUUCUAUAUCAACACUUGAAUACCUCACUUCGCCACAGCUACUCCAUUAACUCAUCCCACCGCCGCAGCACCGCCGUCGUUCCAUGUAUUAACUAUACAACCACCACCACCACCACCACCACCACCACCAACACCACCCAUUAUUAAUUAGAAACACCACUGAUGGGUUGCUGCGCAAGCACCCCCAAAUCGACACGGCCAACAAAAACACCACCCCACCACAUUGCCAACUCCAAAACCACCACCACCGCCAAACGGAGCAGCAUUAGCAAAUCUCCGCCGCCCACCCACCCACUCCUCGAAGAAGAAACGGUGAAGGAAGUCCUCUCCGAAACCCCCGCCGCUCCCAAACCGGCACACAUCCCCCGAUUCCAAGGCAGUAUUCAUCGGCGGAGCGAGAGCCCGUUCAUCAAAUCGUCGCCUCUGCUCUCCGACUACUCUAGAAACGGCGCCGUAUGCAAGAAGCCCUUCGCCGCUUACGGCGGCGGCGAAGAUCUCUCCGAGGAGGUCUCCGAGAUCUGCAGCACCCUCGGCGAGAGCGAGGGUGUGAGUGUUUCCACGACAAUGACGGAGAAAAGAGAUAACAAUGACGAAUUACGUGAACUCCGGCAGAGAUCCCCUGCCAGGUUAAAGAACCGGCCAUUUUCCGGCGAGGUGAAGAGAGAAAAGACCGUUGGGAGAUCUCCGGGUCGGAGGUCCGAACCCUCGCCCAGCCGGGCCAGACCCGCAAACGGUCCCGGGUACGUUAGAAGAAAGGAUAGUGGCGAGAGCUCCGGGAGAAGGUCGAGAUCUCCGGUGACCCGUACGACGGAGUCGGGUCCAGGAAGAGCGGGUCUGGGGCGGAGCCCAUCAGGGAGGAAAACAGGUAAAUCUCCGGGUCGGGUCGGAUCCGGGUUGGGAGAGAGGAUCCGGAAGAUGGAGGAAGGGAAAGACAACAAGUGGCCACCGACAAAUAACGAGUCGCUUGAAAACCCGCUUGUGUCCUUGGAAUGUUUUAUAUUUCUCUAGAUUUGCAGAUGUAAUUUUUGCAGCAUCACUAGGGGUACUUUCGGCAUGUAAAAGCUGUUAAGAAAACACCCCCUCUUUUGUUUUGUUGCUUUUGUAAAUAAAAAAAAGUCAAAGGUAACUUUCGAGGGAGAAUAAAUAAUUCCACUAA
Messenger RNA from Erythranthe guttata (spotted monkey flower), 1233 nucleotides. RefSeq lists its product as uncharacterized. Lineage: Eukaryota; Viridiplantae; Streptophyta; Magnoliopsida; Lamiales; Phrymaceae. The record is from RefSeq and is a predicted model, not a curated record.